Molecule: messenger RNA, 5610 nt
Organism: Apus apus (common swift)
Lineage: Eukaryota; Metazoa; Chordata; Aves; Apodiformes; Apodidae
Gene: PMEPA1
Product: prostate transmembrane protein, androgen induced 1
Exons: 5
Coding region: 438-1337 (299 amino acids)
Biological process (GO): negative regulation of transforming growth factor beta receptor signaling pathway
Cellular component (GO): early endosome membrane; Golgi membrane
Molecular function (GO): R-SMAD binding
Source: RefSeq, a predicted model, not a curated record
GGGCGGGAGCGGCGCGGAGCGGGGAGCGGGCGGGCCGCGCUCCACCGCGCUCCUGCCGCGCCGCGUCCCACAAAAGUGCGGCGCUGCCGCGGCCGGGCCCAGCCCAGCCGCUUCCCCGGGCCGGAGGGGGCGCGGAGCAGCCGCCUGGUCGAGCCGUGCCGAGCCCAGCCGAGCAGAACCGAGCCGAGCCGAGCCGGGCCGGGCCGAGCCGCUGCGGGGGGCGCUGCGCCGCGCCGGGCUGGGUUUUUUAUUUCCAAUUUUUGAUCGCAGCUGCAUUUCCCUCCCCCCGCCCCCCCCCCCCUCCCCCCGCGCCGAGGAGGAGCCCCGGCUUUAUGUGGUGCUGCCCGGAGAGCGCUCGGCGGCCGUGAAGUUCUUUGUGUCGCCGUCGCCUUCUUUUUUUUUUUUUUUUUUUUUCUUUUUUUUUUUUUUUUUUUUUAAUGUAUAACUUCAUGGGUCUGAACAGCACGGCCGUAGCUAUUCAGCCCAAUGUGUCCUGCACAUGCAACUGCAAAAGGUCUUUGUUCCAGAGCAUGGAGAUCAGCACUGAAUGUUUAGGUCGCACCUUUCCAGGUAAACUGGCGGAGUUGGAGUUUGUACAGAUAAUCAUAAUCGUGGUGGUGAUGAUGGUGAUGGUGGUGGUGAUCACGUGUCUGCUGAACCACUACAAACUCUCUGCACGAUCCUUCAUCAGCCGGCACAGCCAGGGGAGGCGGAGAGAUGAGAACCUCUCAUCGGAGGGAAGCCUGUGGCCUUCGGAAAGCACCGUCUCGGGGAAUGGGAUCACAGAGCAGCAAAUCUACACCCCAAGACCCAGCGACCGCCUGGCAGUGCCCUCCUUCCUGCAGAGGGACCGCUUUAACAGAUUCCAGCCCACCUACCCCUACAUGCAGCACGAGAUCGACCUGCCCCCCACCAUCUCGCUGUCGGACGGCGAGGAGCCGCCCCCGUACCAGGGACCCUGCACGCUGCAGCUGCGCGACCCCGAGCAGCAAAUGGAGCUCAACAGAGAGUCAGUCCGGGCUCCCCCCAACAGAACCAUCUUUGACAGUGACUUGAUAGAUAACUCCGUGUACGGGGGGCCGUGCCCCCCCAGCAGUAACUCUGGCAUCAGUGCGACCUGCUAUGGGAGCAAUGGUAGGAUGGAGGGACCCCCCCCCACCUACAGCGAGGUGAUCGGGCACUACCCCGGGUCGACGUUUUACCAGCACCAGCAGAACAACAACGGGAUGCCUUCCAUCUUGGAGGGCAGCAGACUCCAUCAUUCACAAAUCAAUGGCCUUGAGAGCACAACUGCAUGGAACAAAGAGAAAGAGAAACAAAAAGGGCACCCCUUUUAAAAAAAUUGGAGGAAAAAAAAAAAAGGAAAAAAAGAAAAAAGGAAAAAAAGAAAGAAAAAAGCAAGAAAGUAAAUGAAACACUCUGCACUUCUCAUUAAAAGAAAAAGGAGAGAGAGAGUUGAGGAAGACGAGCAAAGAAAAAGAAAAGCCCUUCCCCAUCUCUCGUUGUAUAAAUAUUUACUUGUUAUGUCUGGUCUGAAUGCACAAGCCUACCAAGCUUGCAAAAACAUUUCUUUAUUGAGCUGUGUCUAGACGUUUAAAAAGGAAAAAAAAAAAAAUCAACUGUAGUCCAUUUUUUUUGUUUGUUCCUAAUUGAGCUGUGUGUGAAUGCUUUUUUUUUGUUUGAUUAUUUCACUUAUCUUUAAAGACAAAAUAUUUGCACAAAAAACAUUUUGUUUAAAGAUCUGCAAUAUAAAUAUAUAAAUAUAUAUUAAAAAUAAGAGAAAGUGUAUGUGUAAGGAGCAGGAGUAUUUUUGUAUUAGAAGAGGCCUAUUAAAAAAAAAAUUGUUUUCUGAACUAGAAGAAAAAUGGCAAUUUUUUUGAGUGCCAACUCAAAAAACGUGUAUUACAUUGUAAAAAAAACAAAAAAAAACAAAAACAAAAAAAUCAAAAGCAGGGGUUUAGAGUUAUUUAUAUAAAUGUUGAAAUUUUGCACUAUUUUUUAAUAUAAAUAUGUCAGUGCUUGUGUUGGUCAAAGCCUCUAUCAUGUCUACCAUGAACCUGUUAAGGGAUAUAUGUCGAAGUGAAGAACAAAGUAGCUGGAAGGGGGUGGACAAACGCGAAAGUGGAGAUGCCAGCCCUGGGAGGAGCGGUGAGCGAGACUGCAUCUUAUGCAAAUCCUUAAUUUCCAGAGUCCCUGCACGUGGCCACCGACUGUCACGGCUUUAAACAUUCCCUACAAAGCAGGAGGAGUUGGUGUGUGUCUGUGUGUCAGCCCGUAGGAUUAUUGGAGUAAAAAGGUAACAUAAAAACUCCCUGCUUCUGAGUGUGAGUAAAGACAGAAGCAGACAAAAAUUACUUGAUUUUUCUUUUCUUUUAAUUUUUUUUUUUUUUUUGACAACCUCUAACUUUUUGGAGGGGGGUGGUGGGGAUGAGAAUAAACUUCUGUGUCUGAAGGAACAAAGUGUUUUUUGGUUUAUUUCUUUCAAUGUUUGACUGAAGGGCCUAUUUGGAGCUAGAGUGAUGUUUGUGGAAGUUCAUGUGAGUCAACCAGGAGCACACCCCUCAGCUACCUUUCAGCUGGGGUUUAAGUAUUGCCUUGAAAGUAUGAGCUGAAAAGUGUGGUGGUGGUGAAAGCCAUUUUCAUUUUGUGUUAACCUCCCAAACCUCUAUUUGGGAUACAGGGGAGCCGUGUGUCUCGCAGCUCCACUGUCCCCUAGGCUGCCUCUGACCAUCAUGGUUAUUUACUUUAUUAUCCUAGCUGAAGAGGCGUUGGAUGCAGUCAGUGGAAAUGAAUCUGCUCCUGUGAUGUAUUAAUGAUUAAAGGCUAAAGAAAUAUGCUUAAUGCUUUAGAAGCAAAGCCCCUUUACCUCUUUUGAAGAUGUCCUCAUCCACAGCAGCACAGUCCCACCUGCCCUCCUGCCCGCUGGGCGUUGUGCGUCUUUAAUUUUGUCUUACUAUGCUAUUGUUUACAUUUUUAUAUUGUGUAGGUGUUUUACCCUCACGGUGAAUUUGUAUGUGGUGGGUUGAGCGAGAGAGAAACCCGAGAGCGUGCGCCAGAGAAAGCAAAAGGGAACAAACCUGUUCCUGGCCCCAUCUCCCCGGCUGGGAGAGCAUCUCUGAGCGUAAGGAAGGGUCGUUUGGGGAACCACAGAGAGUGAAGAUUUUACAAGGAGGUGUGAUUUCAUUUUCUGCAGGAUGCUAUCUAGUAGAGUGACAUAAAUGAAAGAUAUAACGGCAAUAAUUAUUGUUUUUAAGCAACUUUUCUAUUACUUGAAAAAAAAACAAACCAACAAACAACCAUGAGAACGGUUUUGAAGUUCUGACCAUUUGAACAAUAUUUAUAUAUAUUUUAAAGAAGGUGAUGAGUAGCUGAACUUGAAGUUUGAUCAUUAUUUUCUGCUUUUUUAAUUAUUAUUUUUUUGCCUAAAAAUAGUCCUGUACCUUCUCAAUAUCCAAACUGCUUUUCCACAGCUCUUGAAAUCUUCAUAGCUUUACAGUUGUGUAACCUAAAUUUUGAUGACCUAAAAAAAAAAAGCUACAAAAAAAAAAAAGUCACACAAAGGAAUAAAUCUAGUUUGUCAUGAAAGGUACAAAAGUGAUUAAUUUCUACGAGUUUUUAAAAUGUAUCUUUCCUUUAUGUAACAUGUCUAUUUAGUGCCUUAUUAAAGAAACAGUAACCCUCACUUUUUAAAGAGGAGGGGAAACAAAAUCAUCGUUAGCAUUACAAAGUUACCAGCAUCUGGUCUCUUGCUCCUUUGGACCUUGCAUUGUUUUCCAAUCCCUCCUGUCCCUGCAGCACUUCCCGGAGCAGCUCCCUGUGCCUGGUCACUCCAGCUACUCCCUGGGCCACUGUCCUGCUCUGACUGUUCGUAGGGCAACUUGAACACGUUUAUGCACAUUACCCUACCCAGGGAGGUAGGAAACUGUGGUGGACAUUGUAGACGAGAUACCAACCAAAAAGAGAAACAGAAAUAUACUAUCUACUGCCCUCUUGAGCCAAAAUGUGUGCAUAGUGUUGGGGUUGUUUUGUGGUUGGUUUGUUGUUGUUUUUUUGGGGUUGUUUGUGCUUGUUUGUUCUUUAAAAAAAAAAUAAAAAUUGGGGGGGGGAUUGAGUGUUCUGUGAUCUGAACUAGUUUGUUUGCUACAAAAAAAAAAACAAACAACAACAACAAAACUGGUUACCUCAGCAGGUUUUGGGUGGAAUAUGCAUGAUACGUCUAAAGCUGAGCAGGGUGUAAGGAGGUGUUGUGGAGACUGGAGGUUGUUAAGUAAUGGGAUUGUCUUGUUGUGUGGUGUCACCUGGCCACCAAAGCCCGUGGAGAGGUCAGGAAGGUGGAUAGGGUCUGGAAAGAUGCAGAGAGGGUCUAAAAAUGCAGUGCAAUUAAACCAAACUUUCAUGCUUUGAAGUCCUCAAAAUUUCAAGUGUUUCUCUAGGUUUCUUCCCCCUGUUUUGUUUCUCUCUCCCCAGCCCACUCCCACGGUGAGCUUUUAUUUCUCAAGCAUCACCCCGAGCAUCUGCAGUUGAGAGAUCAGUUUGCUGAGUUUCCUGAGCCCAGUUUCACUUACCUCUUUUCUCUAGUUUGAGGAAUUUAAUGAGUGUGAAACAGUGUGGCUCAUCAACACCUCUGUUGUAAACAUGUCUUUCAGUCCAUGCCAUGCACAGGCAAAAUCCAAGCUCCAGUCUCUCCCACUGCUGGUGUUGGGUCCCUGGGGAGCAGCUGCAGUCCCAGUGGGGAGGAGCCCUGGGUCCCAGGCAGCAGGUGCAACUUGAGUCCACCUUGAUGGAGCCAAGUUGUCACUUUUUGUCUUUCUUCUGUCCGUUCCUCUGUUUUGGGGUCCUGAGAACUGUGUAUUUCAAGUGCAGAUGCCAGAUCUGGGGCCCAGAUCAACUCCAAGUUCUGAAUGGGUGUUUAGAAAUAAUGGUCUGUUCUUUUUUAUUAUUGUUGUUGUUGUUAUUGUUAUUAUUAUUAUUAUUACUAUUUAAUGUUACUUUUUGCCUCGGGGUCCAUUUCUUCCCAAUUCCCAUGUCCCAUAUUGCCACCAAGGAGAGAGGUUGCUUUGCACACCCUUGCAGAUGUCUCUCCUGGUUUCCUUUGUGCAGCUCAGAAGAGAACUGUACUAGAAGCUGGGCUGUGGUCCUGCUCUGUAGGAGCCUCUAGUGUCUUGCAGCUGCCAGCAGAGAGAUUCAGGCCCCGUAAGAAUGAUUGAUUUGUAAAAAAAUACAGAAAAAACAAGGCAUUUCUAAUGCUCAGCAACCUCUUGUCCUAGCCUGCCUUUUUGCUCAAAGUUUUAAGAGUCACGUUAGCUUUAAAAGGGGUUGUAAAUCUUACAGAGUUUCUUAGCUUACAGCACAGCAAACAGCAUCCUUGAAGUGCCCCCAAGUCUUAAUGGCCUUGGCAUGGGAACGUGGCUUUGUCAGGGUGGUGAGGAAGGAGGGGUUUCAUUUGAGGCUGACACUGGUAAAACUUGUGUUCCCUUCACAACCCUCGAUUUCACCCAUUUGAAGCUUCAGCUUUACUAAUCUAGUGCGUUGUUUCCAUAAGUGUUACAGAAUUCAUUCUAUCUUAAGUGGGGGUAUAAGGAAAUCCAGUUGCUUUCUGGAGAAUCACCC